ACAGUUUAAGAGCAGAGAGUCGCUCGUGUCUGCUUCACUUUUUCUCCUGUUGAAAGCAACAAGCAGAAACAUGGCAAGAACCAAGCAAACCGCCCGUAAAUCUACCGGAGGUAAAGCUCCCAGGAAGCAGCUGGCCACUAAGGCUGCGCGUAAGAGCGCGCCUGCCACCGGCGGCGUGAAGAAGCCUCACCGUUACAGGCCCGGUACCGUGGCUCUCCGAGAGAUCCGUCGCUACCAGAAAUCCACGGAGCUGCUGAUCCGCAAGCUGCCCUUCCAGCGCCUGGUGAGAGAGAUCGCUCAGGACUUCAAGACCGACCUGCGCUUCCAGAGCUCCGCGGUCAUGGCUCUGCAGGAGUCGAGCGAGGCUUACCUGGUCGGCCUGUUCGAGGACACCAACCUGUGCGCCAUCCACGCCAAGAGAGUCACCAUCAUGCCCAAGGACAUCCAGCUGGCCCGCCGCAUCCGUGGAGAGAGAUCACCAUAUCUGUGUAUUCUACAAUCUGAUAAAAUGAGUGGCCGUGGAAAAGGAGGAAAGGGUCUCGGUAAAGGAGGCGCUAAGCGUCACCGCAAAGUUCUCCGUGAUAACAUCCAGGGAAUUACCAAGCCCGCCAUCCGCCGUCUGGCUCGCCGUGGCGGAGUGAAGCGUAUCUCUGGUCUGAUCUACGAGGAGACUCGUGGGGUGUUGAAGGUUUUCCUGGAGAACGUGAUCCGUGAUGCUGUCACCUACACCGAGCACGCAAAGAGGAAGACUGUGACCGCCAUGGACGUGGUUUAUGCUCUGAAGAGACAGGGAAGAACUCUGAUGCCUGAACCCGCCAAGUCCGCGCCCAAGAAGGGCUCCAAGAAAGCCGUGACAAAGACCGCCGGCAAAGGAGGCAAGAAGAGGAGAAAGAGCAGGAAGGAGAGUUACGCCAUCUACGUGUACAAGGUGCUCAAGCAGGUCCACCCCGACACUGGCAUCUCGUCCAAGGCCAUGGGCAUCAUGAACUCCUUCGUCAACGACAUCUUCGAGCGCAUCGCCGGUGAGGCGUCUCGCCUGGCUCACUACAACAAGCGCUCCACCAUCACCUCCAGGGAGAUUCAGACCGCCGUGCGUCUCCUGCUGCCCGGUGAGCUGGCCAAGCACGCCGUGUCCGAGGGAACCAAGGCCGUCACCAAGUACACCAGCUCCAACGUCACCGUGUCACAGCUGCUUCCACAGUUUAAGAGCAGAGAGUCGCUCGUGUCUGCUUCACUUUUUCUCCUGUUGAAAGCAACAAGCAGAAACAUGGCAAGAACCAAGCAAACCGCCCGUAAAUCUACCGGAGGUAAAGCUCCCAGGAAGCAGCUGGCCACCAAGGCUGCGCGUAAGAGCGCGCCUGCCACUGGCGGCGUGAAGAAGCCUCACCGUUACAGGCCCGGUACCGUGGCUCUCCGAGAGAUCCGUCGCUACCAGAAAUCCACGGAGCUGCUGAUCCGCAAGCUGCCCUUCCAGCGCCUGGUGAGAGAGAUCGCUCAGGACUUCAAGACCGACCUGCGCUUCCAGAGCUCCGCGGUCAUGGCUCUGCAGGAGUCCAGCGAGGCUUACCUGGUCGGCCUGUUCGAGGACACCAACCUGUGCGCCAUCCACGCCAAGAGAGUCACCAUCAUGCCCAAGGACAUCCAGCUGGCCCGCCGCAUCCGUGGAGAGAGAGCUUAAACUCUGUGCUUAUGCUCCACUAACGACCAAACCGGCUCUUUUAAGAGCCACUAUACUCUGAACUCAAGACCACAUACCUCUGCUGCUUCAAUGUUUUUAAUAACGGAUAAAAGUUCCCUAACUAUAAUAUGGUAUAUUACAGUAUUGUUACAAUAUCAAGUAGUUUGACAAUCUUAGCUGUCAUCAGUAAUUAUGGUGAUCGUCAGCACAUGCUACUGAUCACACAUUGAGCAUAAGAUUUAUUGCACACUGCAUUCGGUCAGAACUAGCAUUGAGAUGAACGAGGAAAUAUUAGCUUAGAAAAAUAAAUUUCAGUUGAAGAGGA
Molecule: messenger RNA, 2003 nt
Organism: Solea senegalensis (Senegalese sole)
Lineage: Eukaryota; Metazoa; Chordata; Actinopteri; Pleuronectiformes; Soleidae
Exons: 4
Coding region: 71-1678 (535 amino acids)
Cellular component (GO): nucleosome
Molecular function (GO): DNA binding; protein heterodimerization activity; structural constituent of chromatin
Source: RefSeq, a predicted model, not a curated record